UUCACAUAAAAGAUAAUGGAAGACAAUCUCGAGAAGGUUGUUGUAACAAACGGAGAAUAUGAAUUUAUUCAUUAUCGACCCAAAUCAAAUUACAAGAGAGGAAACCAAACUAGGCUCAGAAGAAAGGAACCAUCGGAUAACUAUGUUUACAGACCAAUCAUGGGAAGCUCAUCUCGUCUACGCACUGGAUGGGGAGAGGAAUUUCCAGUUUUAAAUCUAGCAAAGGAGUGUCAACAAUUAAAUAUGGGUGGACAUUCAUCCUGGUCUGAUGAUGAAUUUGUUGAAGGUGAAAACGAAAAAACAAUAUUUUCCUCCGUUGUCAAAGAUGCCCAAGAAAGCAGUACUGCUUCAAUGGAUAUAUUCCCUAUUGACUUGCAAGAACAAAUUUUAGCCCUCCUUCCGUUUCGUAAUAUCUUGAAAGCACGUACUGUUUGCAAAUUGUGGAAUGAAAUUGUGGUUUCCAAAAAGUUUCAAGAAUACGUAUCGGGUGGCCUUUCAAAGAAACCUUGGUUCUACAUGUCUGGCAACCCUGAUGUAUCUGAUGCCUUUCUCUAUAACCCAGUGUCAAGCAAAUGGUAUUGCUUUCAGUUGCCGUUUAUGUUGAAGCAUGACAGCGAAGUUGCUUCCUCACAUGGUUUGGUGUGCUAUACAGAUUAUGCAGGUGAUCUUCUGGUUUGCAAUCUAAUGACUAAAAGGCACAAGAAACUUGCGUUGCCUUUGGGCGAAAAGAAUUUUGAAUACCGUGGCCUGGCAUUCUCGGUGAACCCAAAGUCAAGUGAAUAUACUAUUAGCGUUGUCAGAUCAAUGGGGUGUGAUGUUGUGAUAAAUGUUUAUUCUUCUGAAACAUUGGUGUGGAAUUGCCAGAAGAAAACUUUGCGGGACUGGAAGGGAAGAGCCGACUGUGUUAUUUUGAAUGGGAUAUUGUAUUUGCUAGUCCUUUCUACCACUGCUUUGGCAGGGGAUCAGCAUGGCGUAUUGGCUUAUGAUCUCAGUCCUCCACCAUCUACCGACAAAUCAGAAGACACCAUGAUAAUCAAUAUUCCUUUCACUAUCACUUGUGGCCGACUAAUGAACCUGCAGGAUAAGCUGGCGAUGGUGGGAGGCAUUGGCAUACCUGGUCGACAUGGAGUGAUCACUGGAAUUGGCAUUUGGGUUCUGAAAGGGACGGAGUGGGAAGAAGUUGUGCGUGUUCCACCAAAGCUGUUGCACGCAUUUGGAGAGUUAGACGAUGUUUUCGCUAGCUGUGGUGGUGGCGACACGGUAUACAUCCACCCAUAUGGAGGGACUAACACACUCGUGUUUGACAUGAAUUCGAGAGAGUGGAAGUGGGCGAGGUAUCCAUUAAACAAGAAGUAUCCUCUGCAGAUAUUCACCGGGUUUUGCUUUUAUCCGCGGCUUGAUGUCUCAGCGGGAUGAAGCAGCAAUCCUCCCACCGGUACAAGACGCUCGAGGCUGGCUUCGUUAGCAUUGCAUUCAAAUUCUUUAUCAUUUUAGAGCCUAAUAAGCAUCAUCCACUCAAUAUGCUACUUUCUUUAUCAUUUUAGAGCCUAAUAAUAAGCUAAGCAUCAUCCAUUCAAUAUGCUACUCUCAAAAGUUGUUUCCACUUGUUUUGGGUUAUUAUUGUAGAAGAAUUGGAUGUCUGUUUUCUUAGCUAAAGAAUUUUGAAUUGUUUCAUCAUAAAUAUGUGGAUUUUUGGAACAA
Messenger RNA from Ipomoea triloba (trilobed morning glory), 1701 nucleotides. Its product is annotated as F-box/kelch-repeat protein At3g61590-like. The transcript is spliced from 5 exons. Lineage: Eukaryota; Viridiplantae; Streptophyta; Magnoliopsida; Solanales; Convolvulaceae. Gene Ontology annotation, molecular function: protein binding. Bases 16 to 1416 code for a protein of 466 amino acids. The record is from RefSeq and is a predicted model, not a curated record.